AUGUUCCUCCGGUCGCUCUAUGGCUCGCGCAUGCCCCAAGCGCUCCACCCUCGUGUCGAUCCCCAAGCUUCCAGUUACUGGGAGGAAGACACGGUCAGUUCGCAGGCGAUUGCGCGUGCUAUGGAAGAAGAAGCCGAUGAAGUCAGUGCUGGUGCUGAUACUGAAGGCAAGAAGCAGAAGAUUGGGGCUGUGGCUCUGGUCGGGGACACGCACGACAGUCGUCGCUAUUCCGUUCGUGGCCUUCCGUCCCAAUUGACAGCUCUGUUGGGACGGGACGGCAUGGCGCUGGAAGACGUGGUGGGUUUGCGGGUUGAAGACAUGGGCUCGUCGCCUGUGAACUCGAACCUGUCGCCUGCUGGACUUAUCUCCAUUGCGGCUGCUGACAUUGAUGAGGCGGCCACGAACAGCUCGCAGCAUGUGCCGCCAGUCAAUGGCGAGCUAGACUUGGCAUUCAUCCGCUCGCUGCGUCAGUCUUCUGGUGGCGAAGCGGGUGCUGGACCGACAUCGCGUAACGUGCUACAUGUGGCCAACACGGCACUGACGCAAUUGCUCGGAUCGGCCCCCGCUUCUUGUGGAUUGCUGUGUCACGAAUCAGGAGAAGCUCCUGAAAAUGAGAGCAAGCUUUUUUCGCUCGUUCGCCGUCAUUUUAACAUGCUGAAAGCUUCAUCGUCGUUGUUGGCCCGCGCGUGUGAGACCAACCAUGAUGACGCCACUGAGGGGCAGGGCAAGCUGCGCUUUCUGUCGUUGCUCCGUCGCAUCAAUGAACUCCGCUCCCAGCAAGUUGAUACUGAGAGCUGGGAUGGUCUUCCGUACCCACAGAUCAUUACUCUGCCAACGUUUAAGUACCGUCCGCGUGAGCAACUUGCUGACGGUAAUCAAUCGGGAGACGAUGGCGAAGUCAGUAACACGGUGUGUGCGGUGUGCUGUGAUGGGUUUGAGGCGGGGGAGGAAGUGCGUGCUCUUCCGUGUCUGCACUUUUACCACCGCGAGUGCAUUGACCAGUGGCUUAUGUGCCACCGUCAGUGCCCGAUUUGCAAGCAUGUUGUUUCCGUUUAUUAG
Molecule: messenger RNA, 1059 nt
Organism: Peronospora matthiolae
Lineage: Eukaryota; Oomycota; Peronosporomycetes; Peronosporales; Peronosporaceae
Source: the annotation of a GenBank genome assembly